Molecule: messenger RNA, 1293 nt
Organism: Hydractinia symbiolongicarpus
Lineage: Eukaryota; Metazoa; Cnidaria; Hydrozoa; Anthoathecata; Hydractiniidae
Product: dnaJ homolog subfamily B member 1-like
Exons: 1
Coding region: 146-1222 (358 amino acids)
Biological process (GO): negative regulation of transcription by RNA polymerase II
Cellular component (GO): cytosol
Molecular function (GO): protein-folding chaperone binding
Source: RefSeq, a predicted model, not a curated record
AAGAAAAAUGCGGAUGUCUUUAUAACAAGGCUGGCCGUAUACGACUCUUCAUAAAAACAACUUAAUCUUCAAGGUAAGAACAAAGUAAAUUUGUUGCUGUAAACUUCAUUUUAUUUCACUAUCUUGUGAGAAAUAAGUAUUUGAAAUGGGAAAAGAUUAUUAUUCAAUGCUUGGUGUUUCUAAAACUGCUGAUGGAGACACACUGAAGAAAGCUUAUCGAAAAUUAGCAUUAAAGUAUCAUCCUGACAAAAACAAAGAGCCAGGAGCCGCUGAGAAGUUUAAAGACAUAUCUGAAGCUUAUGAAGUGUUAAGUGACAAAGAAAAACGAAAUAUUUAUGAUCAAUAUGGAGAAGAGGGUCUAAAAGGUGGUGCUGCUGGAUUCGGUGGACCACAAGGUGGUAGUUUCAGUUUUGGUCAAAAUGGCGGAUUUCAAACAUUUACAUUUACAAGUGGUGAUGCAUUUAAAACCUUUUCAAAAACAUUUGGUGGAGAUAUGGGUGGGUUUGCUGGCUUUGAAGACUUGUUUGGUGGCUUUCCAGGAAGUUCAGCUCGUAGUAAUCCAUCAAUGAAUUCAUUCAUGUUUCGUGGACAAAAUGCUGAUGAACCAAUGGACUUUGAUAACUUUGAUGGGGGACACCACAAUUCCUUUCAAAUGCCUAAGCGGCAGAAAAUACAAGACCCACCUGUACAAAAAGAUUUAUUUGUUUCAUUGGAAGAUUUAGCAAAAGGUUGUACGAAAAAAAUUAAGAUUACACGGCAAGUUUUAAGUGCAGAUCAACAAAGUACGUACACAAAUGAAAAAGUGUUAGUCAUUGAUAUCAAAAAAGGUUGGAAAGAAGGAACAAAAAUAACCUUUGCUAAAGAAGGAGAUCAAAAACUUGGACACGUACCGUCAGAUAUAAUAUUCACAAUUAGAGAUAAACAGCAUAAAUACUUCACAAGAGACAAAAAUAAUAAUCUUAUUUACAAAGCAUGUGUAUCAUUACAGGAUGCUUUAUGUGGUGGAAACAUUCCUAUACCAACUCUUGAAGGAAAACUUGUUAAUAUAUCAUGGACAGAUGUAUUACAACCUGGUUGCACAAAACGUAUUGUUGGAGAAGGACUUCCGCUACCAAAGAUGCCAAUUCGAAAAGGAGAUAUAAUCAUUACAUUUGACAUAAACUUUCCAAAACAUCUACCACCAGCAAGUAAAGAAGUGUUAAGAAAUGCUAUACCUGCAUAGAAUUGUGAUACUGUAAUAAGAUCUAUAUAGCUGUAAAUAUUCUAAUGUUUUGAAGAUACUUUCAUGUUGUA